UGGUGAAGUGGUGCCCAGUCUACAAGCGCAGUGGCGAGUGGAGUGUUUGUGGUGUACAUUUGUUGGUCGUCGGCUGUAGCUUCUUUUUAAAGGCUCUUUUAUUUAACGUUUUUCUUCAGAAUGGCUUUGGUAAACCGGGGAAUUCAUAUCAGGAAUGCCGAAAACGCGGUCCCAGUGGGUAAAACUGCAGCUGGGACGAAACGGCCAGUCCUAGGCGAGAUCUCCAACUUCUCUACCAGGGGAGGCCCAGUCAAGAAAAAUGACACCCUGAAGUCCCAUGUGGUCAAGCAGUCAAAGCCAGUGAAGCCUAAGCAGCAGGAUGAAGUGACUGUGCAGCCCAAACCAGGUCCAGUGGUGCCUGAAGUCCCAGUUGUUCCUUCUUGCAUGGACGUCUCGAUGAAAGAGGAAGAGCUGUGCCAGGCUUUUUCUGAGGCUAUGUUGGAUAUAGAAGACAUUGAUGCCUUGGAUGGUGAACAUCCCCAGCUGUGUUCUGAAUACGUGAAGGACAUCUAUGUGUACUUAAAGCAAAUUGAGCUCCAGCAGGCUAUCCGCCCCAGGUAUCUUGAGGGCUGUGAGAUUAAUGAAAGAAUGCGGGCCCUCUUGGUUGACUGGCUCAUUCAGGUGCACUGCAGGUUUCACCUGCUGCAGGAGACUCUGUACAUGACUGUUGCUAUUCUUGACCGAUUUCUCCAAGUACAACCUGUCUCCAGGAAAAAGCUUCAGCUGGUUGGCGUUACUGCUAUGUUAAUUGCUGCCAAGUAUGAAGAAAUGUACGCCCCAGAGAUUGGGGACUUUGUCUACAUCACGGAUAAUGCUUUUUCUAAAGCACAGAUCCGGCAAAUGGAAAUGCUGAUCCUGAAAGAGCUGAAUUUUGAACUGGGUCGUCCUCUGCCCCUUCACUUCCUAAGGAGGGCAUCAAAGGCUGGCAAUGCUGAUGCAGAGAAACACACUCUUGCCAAGUACUUCAUGGAGCUGACCCUGAUGGAUUAUGACAUGGUGCAUUACCACCCUUCUGAAGUGGCAGCUGCUGCACUCUUCCUCUCCCAGACUGUGCUGGAUGGUAGUAGUUGGACCACAACGCAGCGCCAUUAUGCUGGUUAUUCCGAAGAGAAUCUCAAGACCAUUAUGCAGCACCUUGCCAAGAAUGUGGUGAGGCUUAACAAUGGGCUUACCAAGCACACUGUAAGUUCUGUCCUAUCCUUGUCACAAACUAGGAUUCUAAUGUACUUUCCACUUCAUGCUAUUGUUACCGUAGACCUAAACUAAGUACAUUGUGGGCUUGAUACCCGAGGAUCUGAACUCCUCCCUGAGCUGGGUUUCUUCUUUCCUGUACAGGCGAUCAAGAACAAAUAUGCCAGCAGCAAGCUGCUAAGGAUAAGCACCAUUCCACAGCUCCGGUCCUCCACCAUCCAGGACAUGGCUGCACCCCUGUUGGAGAAUUCUUAAUACUACUUGUCUUAUGGACUUCUGAACUUGUUGCACUUUUUUUAAACUCCAACCUGUGGAAGAUUUGUGCUGCUUCAAUCUUUAACUUUUUUUUUUUCCCUACAGGAUUUUUAAAUUUUAUAAGUCGAUUUGACUCCCUGCUGUUCCCACCUACCAUUUUAGCUUAGGAAAUUUUAAUCUAGUCUCCUUGAGAUGGUUUAUUUAAUACUUUUAUUUAAGCCUUGAAUUGGUGUCCUGAUGCUUUGAGUGUGGCCUGUGCCUCCUCUUUUCUUUGUCUCCAUGAAACAACUUCAGAACCUUAAGGUUAAGCUACAGUGAGGGGAGGAAAAUUGGUUAGUCUUGCUCAUCUGGUAGCUUCUUUUUUUUUGGGGGGGGGGAGGAGGGAGGUUAACAUUGAGACUAGACUGGUCAGUUUUUCAACAGCCUGCUACUUUCCCUCUAGUGGAGCUAGGACUUGAUUUCAAUUUUGUAAACUUGUAUUUUUAAUAAAGUGUUAAUAUAAAUGUCAA
This is a messenger RNA of Lepisosteus oculatus (spotted gar), 1955 nucleotides long. NCBI's taxonomy places the organism in Eukaryota, Metazoa, Chordata, Actinopteri, Semionotiformes, Lepisosteidae. The record is from RefSeq and is a predicted model, not a curated record.